This is a messenger RNA of Hyaloscypha bicolor E, 2295 nucleotides long. RefSeq lists its product as uncharacterized. Bases 49 to 2295 code for a protein of 748 amino acids. The record is from RefSeq and is a predicted model, not a curated record. The transcript has 2 exons. Lineage: Eukaryota; Fungi; Ascomycota; Leotiomycetes; Helotiales; Hyaloscyphaceae.
UAUCUCUUUAACACCAUUUAUCCCCUUGGUAAUUAAGACACCCUCAAAAUGGAUCCUCGAUUCCGUAUACUUCCUCGCCCUAAGGGUUUUAGCUCCUCUAUAUCGUUGUUGAUUAGAGCAGAGAAAACACCAGAUACAUGUCAGAAUAUUCAGCCUGGUGUAGAACCCAUUAACAUUUUCCAAUUCGUCAAAUUCAAAGAGCAACGAAUCGUGAAUUUCAACGACUAUCUACACGACUUUCCCAAUGUGCAUGUUCUUGAUUUAUUUCAACAAAUUUGCAUCACAGCAGAUGUCAAGCAUUGUCAGAAUGAAAAAUGCCAAGCAAUUCGACGAGAAAUGAUAAAUGCUCCUGCAUGUGAAUGGAAGUGCUUCAGGGACUGGGCCCUUGUGACAAUGUCUUGUCAGAUGAAUUCCAAAACUCAAGGGUUGGAUCUUGAGAGUUGGAAAUGGGCUGAGAUAGCCCACAACCUGUCUAUUGUGGCUACAUUCACUCGACGCGACAAGAUGCUUGCUGCGAAUGUGGAUUUGUUUCAAGUUCACGAACUGAUAAAUUGGAUGGUGACAAUCAAUAGCCAUCUUCACCCUUCUUUCGAACCUCACUCUCCUUUGCGAACACAUAUAACAAAGCAAAAAAUCGUCGAAGCAACGCAGACUGCACAAAAAGUGGGAAUUUGCCAGAAUCGCCUCUGGAAUUUGACAGUAGGGGGGGGUGAGAGAGAAGAAGUGGAUUUACCCAUUCUGAUGGCGGUGGUGGAAAAGCACUCUACUCAGUUCAUGAAGCACAGAGGAUAUGAAGAUCACGGUAUUUGCACUGCUGGAGUUUGUUGUUUCAACAACAUUGACAACACCCGUGUCAAACAGCUUCACAAAUGCUCUACGAAAGACUGUGAGGAAUUAUUACACUUCCCGCUCUCAGAACUCGAGAGACCAUACGAACGUUUUACAUGGUGGAUUGACGAUAUUGAGAAUACUAAGAAUAUCCCAUACAUUGCCACAGAGAAAAGUCAGGGACAAUAUAUGGCAAUCUCCCAUGUGUGGUCGGAUGGCACAGGUGGAGGGAUUCAAGGGGAAGGCCUUGUCAACCGAUGCCUAUUCAAGUAUUUCCAAGGAAUUGCUAAAGAGUUGAGAUGUACGGCAAUUUGGUGGGAUACAAUUUGCAUUCCAGUUGAACGAGCAACUCGGCAAAAUGCUAUUAGUCGGAUGCAUGAGAACUUCGAAGAAGCUGCCCACACCAUCAUACACGACCAAUAUCUCGUACAGUUUCCCUGGACAGAUGACAGUAGACCGUGCCUAGCUCUGUUACUCUCUCCCUGGUUCACACGUGCCUGGACAGCUCUCGAGCUAAUGAUGUCCAGAAAAGGAAAAGUCUCGGUGGUUUAUAGACAUCCCAAUGAUCCCGGCCGGUACAUAAUUAAAAACCUCGACAAGGAUAUCCUCGCUCUUCACCCCGCUUAUUCUUCUCGCAGCCAUUGGAUAGCAUCCACUCUAGUCAGCCAGCUACGUGGACAGCGAAUUGACUGCAUUGGAGACAUUCUUAAAAUCCUUAAAACAAGAAGUACGUCGUGGCCACGGGAUCUUAUGGUGGUUGCCGGCCUCCUUGCCGGCCACAAUCCAAAAGUUAACACACCUGGAUUCAUUGCCCAAAUCACACGCGACAUCGUACUAGGGCUUGUCGAAAUCGAAGAAUCCUUUCUUUAUCAUGGCCACACAACCAUGACAGAGAAGAUGGGAUUCUCCUGGUGUCCUUUUAGCUUGUUAGAUGGGGAUAUCUUAACCAAUACAGACCGGCCAGAAAGAGUGUAUGUUGAUGAAGAUGGAGCGGUAUCUGGAAAUUGGGAUUAUCGUAUAUUGGAUAAAGAAGAUGCAGUGAAUGUGCGACCCUAUAGCUUCCACAUAUCGGUUGACUGGAAAAUCCGCGUCGCGUUGGAACAGUGGGAGAGCUGUCUAUUGUUGCGAAAUACUCAUAACCGCAAGGGGUUGGCCCUUUUAGUUGUACCCCUGGACGUCGCAAAAUGCGAAAUCGGCGGCAUUGAAUAUGUCGUUUUAGAUUGCCAGUAUAUAGGGACUGUGUAUACAACAAACCUCCGCUGGGGCGAUUCCUACUCGGCCUCAGUCAGGCUGGGAAAGCUUUCCAAGCAUCCGACUCUGAGUGCAGAAGAAAUUACCAAUAGGUACUACGAUACUAAAGGCUGUCGCAUUUACGGUCGCCCUUGGGAAGAUCAACUGCACUCCAUUAAACAAGCGCGCAAACAAUAUUCAGACAGAGUCGCGACAAGUAACCAUCAUAGUUUCUAA